Messenger RNA from Serpula lacrymans var. lacrymans S7.9, 2276 nucleotides. RefSeq lists its product as uncharacterized. Gene Ontology annotation, biological process: phenylalanyl-tRNA aminoacylation. Gene Ontology annotation, molecular function: magnesium ion binding; RNA binding; phenylalanine-tRNA ligase activity. The record is from RefSeq and is a predicted model, not a curated record. The coding region runs from base 1 to 1899 and encodes 632 amino acids. The transcript is spliced from 10 exons. Gene Ontology annotation, cellular component: phenylalanine-tRNA ligase complex; cytoplasm. Lineage: Eukaryota; Fungi; Basidiomycota; Agaricomycetes; Boletales; Serpulaceae.
AUGCCCACCGUUCCAGUGGAUAAAGAGGAUCUCUUCCAAAGACUCGGGCAUAGAUACACAUCGGAGGAAUUUGACAAGCUUUGCUUUGACUAUGGCUUAGAAUUAGACGAGGAUACAACGGAGGAAGUAGAAGAAGCGAUCAAGAAAGGCCUCCCUGCAGAACGACCGCAACUCAAAAUCGAGAUACCAGCGAAUAGAUAUGAUCUGCUGUGUAUCGAAGGCAUUUCGCGUGCACUACGAGUAUUCCUGGGAAAAGCUGAAGCUCCUAGCUAUAAGCUAGUAUACCCUCCUGGCGGGGAGAAAGAUUUACUUACAGUAACAGUUCACCCAGAGACCCAACAAGUCCGACCAUUCUUCGCCUGCGCGAUACUCCGCAAUGUGCAUUUCACACCUCUAUCGUAUGCUUCCUUCAUAGAUCUUCAAGACAAGCUACAUCAAAACAUCGCCCGGCGCCGUCAAUUUGUUGCGAUCGGUACUCACGAUUUGGAUACGUUGACCCCACCUUUCAGAUACGAGGCUAGAGAUCCCAAAAAAAUCAAGUUUGUAGCACUCAACAAGGCGGAGUCACACACGGCAGAGGAGCUGAUGACGAUAUACGAGUCUGACAAACACUUGUCGAGAUAUCUUCACAUCAUCCGGGAUUCGCCAGUAUACCCUAUCAUAUAUGACUCUGAGGACCAUGUAUUGUCAAUGCCUCCGAUCAUCAAUUCGGAGCACAGCAAAAUCACUUUGAACACGAAGAACGUUUUCAUUGAUUGUACUGCAACUGACCAGACCAAACUUGAUAUUGUCGUCAACAUGGUUGCAACUAUGUUCUCCGAAUACUGCCAAAAUCCUUAUACUAUUGAGCCCUGCAAAAUCAUCUUCCCUGAUAAGUCUAUACGCAUCUCCCCGGAUAUCUCAACACAUCGCUUCACUGCUCACGCUUCAUAUAUCAAUUCGUGCACAGGGCUAUCCCUCUCUAGGCCUGCUGUCAGCGAUCUCCUUCGGCGCAUGUCUCUACACAUCUCGCCUUCUCCACCCGAUACGGUGGAUGAGAUUCUAGUAGAUAUACCGCCCACGCGGCCAGAUAUCUUACACGAGUGUGAUAUUAUGGAGGAUGCUGCGAUCGCUUAUGGAUUCAAUAACCUUCCGCACACCUUCCCUGCUACAAGCACGGUGGCUCAGCCCCUGGAGAUCAGCCGACUAAGCGAUGUUAUUCGUAUCGAGUGGGCAUUGGCAGGAUGGGUAGAAGCCUUACCGCUAAUCCUCUGCUCCCACGAAGAAAAUUUUGCCUUCCUUAACCGUCCUGACCCAGGGACGCUAGCCGUCAAAAUUGGAAACCCCAAGACGCUCGAGUUCCAAGUAGUCCGCACAUCUUUGCUGCCUGGCCUGCUCAAAACCAUCCGCGAGAAUCGCUCGCAUGCUCUCCCUAUCAAGCUCUUCGAAACAUCCGACGUGGUAUUCAAGGACCCCUCAACCGAGCGUCAAGCACGGAAUGAACGACAUGCAGCAGGAGUGUGGUGCAACAAGACAGCUGGCUUUGAAGUCGUGCAUGGAUUGCUUGAUCGCGCCAUGAAGAUGCUGGAGGUUCCACGCAUUGCAAGCGGUGACGCAAAGGCAGGAACCGGGUACUAUAUCAAGGAGGGUAAUGAUCCCGCUUACUUCCCUGGACGCGCGGCCACCAUCUUUUACCGUCAGCCCCAGCCCAAGUCACGCCCCAGUUCGGCCCUGAAGUCUCUCGAGGAGGAUUUGAAAGGCUUAACACACAGCAUCGAAUCUGCUUUACACAUCAACAGCCCAUCCCGAGACCUGGAGAUCGGCACAUUGGGCGUUCUCCAUCCAAGCGUGCUCGAGAAAUUCGAGAUCACAUACCCUUGCUCAGCGCUCGAGUUUAAUCUCGAGCCUUUCACGAAGUAGAGAAAGAUGCAAGGGAUGCAAAUUGAGAAGAAAAUUGGAAGGAGACGACUAGGGAGUCAUAUUUAGGAAAGCAGAAGUAAUUAAACUGUAUCAGAUAUAAGAUGUGUUAGUAUCUGUACUUGCGCGCGCUCAGGAGUCUUGGGUUUGUCGUGGUGUUUGUAGGAUUGGAUUCGUGAAGUACGUAGACUUGGUAUUGCUCGGGUUGAUUGAAGGAAACAAACAAGAUGGGCCAUGAUUCAGACAUGGUGUUACACAAUUAUACUGCUAGCCAAAUAUCAACGUUGGGCGUUAGAUCAAAACAGUAGGCUACCGUAAAGAAACCCAUCCGAAGUGUUCAUCAGGUGGUUAGUAUACAAUCUGACUUAUCGUUAGGACCA